AAAUGGCGAGCCCACCACUUUCUUCCACUCUCCCCACUCCAUUAAACCGCCUUCCCAACAACUCCAUUAAAAUCCCAGUUCCCAGCGAGUUCCAGAGAACCCCAAAAACAAAAAACACCAUUUUUUUUUUUUUUGGUCGCGAAAAACCAAACAAAAUGCCUGCAGAAGAUGUGGAAAACAGGGGAGUGAAAAACCGAGGAGGACAGCAGAGCUACUCGUCGUCCUCGUACGCGGUGGAGAACGACGAGGCCCAAUGGACUUCUUGGCUGGUGCCGAUGAUUGUCGUGGCGAAUAUCGGUGUGUUUCUGGUGGCCAUGUACGUCAAUAACUGUCCCAAGAACAAUUAUGCGGCGGCGGAGGGGAAGUGCACGGCGAGGUUUCUUGGGAGGUUGUCCUUUCAGCCGUUGAAGGAGAACCCUCUCUUCGGCCCUUCUUCUUCCACAUUAGAGAAGUUAGGAGCUUUAGAGUGGACAAAAGUUGUGCAUAAACAUCAGGGAUGGAGGCUUGUCACUUGUAUUUGGUUGCAUGCUGGCAUAAUCCACCUGGUUGCCAACAUGCUCAGCCUCGUCUUCAUCGGAAUCCGCCUCGAGCAGCAAUUCGGGUUUGUGAGAGUUGGCAUUGUAUACCUAUUGUCUGGAUUUGGAGGGAGCAUACUUUCUUCGCUUUUUAUUCAAAAAAGCAUCUCGGUUGGUGCCUCCGGCGCUCUCUUCGGGCUUCUUGGAGCAAUGCUUUCGGAACUAAUUACCAAUUGGACAAUCUAUACCAACAAGGUUGCAGCCCUUCUCACACUUCUGGUCAUCGUUGCCAUCAACCUCGCCAUUGGAAUUUUACCACACGUUGAUAAUUUUGCUCACAUUGGCGGUUUUCUUACCGGUUUCCUCAUCGGCUUUAUCUUGAUGCCCCGCCCUCGCUUUGGGUGGUUGGAAAACCCGAAUGUUCCUGCCAGAAUCAGUGUCGUCAAGUCCAAGUACAAGGCGUACCAAUAUGUGCUAUGGAUACUCUCUCUUGUUCUGCUCAUCGUCGGAUUCACGGUUGCAUUGUCGAUGCUCUACCGCGGAGAGAACGGAAAUGACCGUUGCCGUUGGUGUCACUACCUCAGCUGUGUUCCCACAUCUAGAUGGCGUUGUGAAGAAAAUUAACACUCUUAUGUAAACUCUUAAUUAGUUGUUUUCGAAGGUUAGACACUGGUUUUUUCCUUGCAAUGUAUUUGUCGUGGAUUUGGAUAUUCAAAUUUUUUUCAUAUGGUCCUGUUCGUGAUUGCA
Pyrus x bretschneideri (Chinese white pear) is the source of this 1262-nucleotide messenger RNA. Its product is annotated as RHOMBOID-like protein 2. Gene Ontology annotation, cellular component: membrane. Bases 3 to 1139 code for a protein of 378 amino acids. Gene Ontology annotation, biological process: proteolysis. Gene Ontology annotation, molecular function: serine-type endopeptidase activity. The transcript is spliced from 4 exons. NCBI's taxonomy places the organism in Eukaryota, Viridiplantae, Streptophyta, Magnoliopsida, Rosales, Rosaceae. The record is from RefSeq and is a predicted model, not a curated record.